This is a messenger RNA of Coccidioides immitis RS, 264 nucleotides long. RefSeq lists its product as uncharacterized. The coding region runs from base 1 to 264 and encodes 87 amino acids. The record is from RefSeq and is a predicted model, not a curated record. NCBI's taxonomy places the organism in Eukaryota, Fungi, Ascomycota, Eurotiomycetes, Onygenales, Onygenaceae. The transcript has 2 exons.
AUGAACUUCAAUCAUGGGACUGCCUAUAACACAAUACAACUAGGGCAAAAGAUUCUUGUCAAUGAACAGAUGUUUCCUGGAUUGUCUGGUGCAAUGGCUCUCUAUACUUUUUGCCAGGACAAGUUUCAACAAGUUCCAUAUGAGAGUUUGAAGAAUCUUAAUCAACUACUUCAAGUGCCUGAUUACCAUUCAAUAUGUUUGCUUGUAGCUGAGAAGGGCUUGUAUCUUGAAAAUUCCCAGCACAUUUAUUGUGAAGAUAGAUAA